CCACACUUCCCACUGAAAUCCUGAUAGGUUUGUGUUGGCUACAAUUGUUUUCAUUUUUAAAUAUUGUAUUGUUCUUUCAUUGUUGUUGUUGUUUUGCACUACAAAUAAGACUCGUGCAGUGUGCAUAGGAAUUUGUUCGUUUUUUUUUUUAAUGAUAAUUUGGCCCCUCCAGAGUCUCAAGGAUUGUGGACCGGCCCUCUGCUUUAAAAGUUUGAGGACCCCUGGUCUACAGUGUAGAUGCACCCUUAAACAAACAACAUAAUUCAGCUGGGGAUAGUGCCAAAUUUAAUAAGUGACAUUAAAUAUAAAAUACAGAAUGAUCUGAUUGCAAAUGCUAUGGAGAAGAAUAAUUUCCAGGACAGUAUUAUUGGUGGGAAGUUGGGCGUUCAUUUUGCUUCCCCAGAUGCAUAUCAGAUGCAGUACAAAUAUUAAAAAGUAGGGAAACGAGGAACCAAGCAUUUAUAUUAUUGUUUUCUUCUGAGGAGAGAGGAGAUGUCUCCAAGGGUUAAAAUCACAGCAGCCAAUUUUUCCCCCUUCCUAGAGAGGCCAGGAAAUGUUGCAAAGGGAAAAUCUUCCUUUUCCACCCCUUCAAGGUUUGGAUGGAGAAUUCCUUGCUAUGUUUUGCUAGAUUGAGAGGGAAAAUUGGAAGAUUGCAAAGGGAAGAAUUGCUAGGAGCAAGAAAGCUACAAAUGGAGGCCAGAAGUCCCAACUACCAGCUUUAAGACCACUUUGCUCAAAAGAGAAAGGAAAAACCCAGCCUCCUCCUGCAAGUGGGUCCUGAUCCACACAGAGCCACCGUGAAAGGCAGACUGUUUCCUUCAUGGUUGUGAGCCACAGCCAUUGAAAUUCACGGUCUGUCCCAGUCCAAACUGAAAUGGCCACCAAGGACGUUGCAGCAGCAUUGCCACCUCCACUGAGCCUCUGCUUCCGGGUUGCGCUUGACCAACAGCAGGAGGUCAAAACGGAGACACAGGACCUUAUGGACGCCGACACAGAGAUCCAAGCAGUGUGCAUUGGCGAGUCGCUGGGAUGGGCACCUCAAUUUGAACCGCUACCAGAAAAAGUGGAUUGGGAAGUCCAAGAGAAACAUGUGUUCCUAAAGGUGACAAAAUCCCCUCAUUCAGGAUGCGGGAACCUGCCAUCCACAGAGUCCAGCACCAAUGUUUUCCCAGCAUCUUUUGAGGACAUGGCUAAGGCUUGCAAAUCACUGACCAGGGAGUGUAGGAUCCAGCAGGCACCAAUCCUCUGUGAGGAAAGCAAGUGGACAUUUGGAGGAUCUAGAAUGAGGAAGGACUCCCCAAAAGAGAAAGAAGCUCCUUUUCCAGGGCAGCUGCAAGGAGCAGAGGUGCAGCGACAGCAAUUCCGGCAUUUCGCUUGCCCCGAAGUUGGAGGGUUGUGCGAAGUCUACGGCCAGCUUUGGGACCUCUGCUGCCGGUGGCUGAGGCCGGAGAGACGCAGCAAGGAGGAGAUCCUGGAGUUGGUGAUCUUGGAGCAAUUCCUGACCAUCCUUCCCGAGGAAGUACAAAGCUGGAUCCGGGCCCAGGACCCCGAGAGCUGUGCCCACGUGAUCCUGCUGGCAGAGGAUUUCCUAAGGAGACAGCAAGAGGCCAAGCAGUGGGAACAAGAACGGCAACAGGAUCUGGUGCCCUUUGUAGAGGUGACAGUGGAUUCCCCUGAUGGGGACCAGGUUCCAUCAGACACUGGGCAGAGACUCCUCCUCAAGGAGAUCAAGCAAGAGAGGAAAGGUGGCUGCCAGAUGUAUGAGAAGGAGGAAGAGGAUGAGCAGAGGCCGUAUUCAGAGGCUGAUGAAUUAUGCAGGCUGUUCCCAUCAGAAUCCCAGUCCCCCAUUCUGAGGCACAAAACCAUUGAAGAAGGUUGCAGACUGAAGAAGCUCCUUGAACAGCCACCAGUCAUGAUAUGGGAUGAACCCCCUGUGUGUGUGGAGGAAACCAGUGGGCCUGUCCCAAUAAGGAUGUUCCCUGGGAGAGGGAUCAAGCACUUGUGCCCUGAGUGCGGACGGACUUUCCAGCACAAAUCGACUUUGAUCCGGCACCAGAAGAGCCACACCAAUGAAAGGCCCCACGUGUGCCUGGAGUGCGGGAAGAGCUUCCGCCGCAGGGACAAGCUGACCCGGCACCAGCGGAUCCACACUGGCCAGAAACCCCACAAGUGCCCUGAGUGCGGGAAGAGCUUCCGGGAGAGAGGGAAGCUGGUCAACCAUCAUAGGAUCCACACGGGAGAGAAGCCCUACACUUGCCCAGUGUGCGAGAAGACAUACCGGUGGAAAGAGGAGUUUGUCAAGCACCUGAGGAUCCACACCGGGGAGAGGCCUUAUGCCUGCCCCCAGUGCGGGAAAGCCUUCAUCAGCAAAGCCCACCUGGUUUCCCACCUUCGGAGCCAUAGCGGGGAGAAGCUGCACGAGUGUCCCGAGUGCCGGAGGCGCUUUUGCAGCAAGCAGAGCCUCAACAAGCACCAGCGAGUCCAUGCGGGAGAGAAACCGUACGAGUGCCAGGACUGUGGACGGAUUUUCCAUUACCUUUCAAACUUCGCCAAACACCAGAGAAUCCACAUGAGUGAUGAAAUUCUAUACAAAUUUGGAGGAUUGAACUGCUGUAACACAAAAGGAACACAGUGCAGUGUGGUGAGGUCCAAACCAUCCCCUGGCCUUGGAAAAAUCACUGGUAACAUCCAUUCAGGACUGAACUUUUUUUUUUGCCAGGAGAUAAUGUCUGCAAAGCAAAAAGAUGCAUUCUCUUUGGGUCGACUACAUUGGGAAGUUAAAACAGAGCAGCGAGGCCCAGCCGCCCUUGAACUGGGGAUAGGAAAAGGCCGCCAUGUUGUGGAUGAAUUUGGGGAGAGAAAUGUGCCAAACCACAUGAAACGGGAAUCACACAAGGAGCCGACUCAGCCAUGGGAAGCCCAGUUGCAGGACUUCUUGCAAGCAAUGGAAUCUUCCAACUCAGAAAGGAAAAAUCCACACCAAGACACUUUGGCCUUAAGGGACACGACUCAGACUGUGCUAGGAAAUACAAAGCAAGAGGUUCUGAUCCAGGUUCGGGCUAGUCCCAACAAGGAAGUCCAGCCAUUGGCUAAUGAUCAGUUGGCCAGAGACAAGGAAGAGGGAGGGAAAGUGAAAUCAGAGAAAGAAGAAGACCGUGAGGAAGAGAAAGAUGCCAUUGUCACUGAUGUGCAGUGUCAACGCUUCCGGCAGUUCCUCUACCAGGAGGCUGAGGGGCCCCGAGAGGUUUGCAGCCAGCUCUGGGACCUUUGCCAUCGGUGGCUGAAGCCAGAGAGGCACACCAAGGAACAGAUUGUGGAGUUGGUGAUCCUGGAGCAAUUCCUGGCUGUCCUGCCACCGGAGUUGCAGAACUGGGUUAGCAAAGGAGGACCAAAGAGCUGCUCUCAAGCAGUGGCCCUGGCUGAGGACUUCUUGCUAAAACAGCCGCCCGGAGAGAACAGAAGAAAUCAGGAGGUAGCAAUAUUCAAGAAGGGAGCAGCUGGCUUUUCUGAAGCAGAGGGCACUCCCUUCAGUGCUUGGAAGACACCGCUUUUCAUGGAGAUCAAACAGGAAGGCGAUCAAGGGUCAACCUCAUCAGGAGACUGUAAGGAGCAAAAGCAACUGGAAAAGGUCCCGAGAUUAGAGCUGCAUCAGAUAUUGUCCAGAAGAACUGGGCAGAAUUUUUCUACUUGGCCUCAACAAGAAGACGCAUCCAUGAGUCAAGAAGAGGUCUGCCUUGAGCAAGGAGGAGAUAAAUUUAUUAAUUCCCAGGGGCGGUAUGUGGAGCUUGAGGGGAAUGUAGUCCAGCUAACUAUUCCCAUCAGCGAGGCACAGAAACCUGGAAGUGAGCGAGAGAAGUCAUGUGUUCACUGUGGCAAAGACUUCCAACUCAAGUGCAACCUUCAAGCUCACGAGAGAACCCACACGGGUGAAAAACCCUACAAGUGCUCAGUGUGUGCAAAGGGUUUCAGCACAAGAGCUUAUCUGAUCACCCACGAACGCAUCCACACAGGGGAGAAGCCCUACCAGUGUUCGGACUGCGGAAAGAGCUUUUGUGACAAUUCGAAUUUAAUAGUCCAUAAGCGGACCCACACCGGGGAGCGGCCCUACAAGUGCACGGAUUGCGGGAAGAGUUUUCGGGAGAGGCCGGUCCUUAUCAGACACCAGAGGAUCCACACAGGGGAGAAACCCUAUAAAUGUCGGGACUGCGGGAAAAGCUUCAGCCAGAGCUCAGGGCUCCUGGUGCACGAACGGACCCACACACGGGAGAAGCCCUACACCUGCACCGACUGCGGGAAGAGCUUUGGUGGCAACUCAAAUCUGAGGGUACACAUGAGAAUCCACACUGGGGAGAAGCCGUUCCGAUGUUCGGACUGUGGGAAGAUUUUCAGUGACAGGUCGCUUCUUGUUAGGCAUCAAAUAACCCACCAGGAGGAGAAAUGUUAAGAAAAACAAUAACCACAGACUUAUUAUCUUAGUAGAAACUGUGAAGGUUUGUCUAGAGUAUUGCUUCCUAAACUGUGGGUUCCAAACCCUAAUGGGCUCCUCUUAGCUCAAUGUUGAGGUCAUGAAAAAUUUGGCAACAGUAAAAGGUUUCGGAACAUCACCCAUUUACAUGUAUCUGUUAGCAACAACAUGCAGUGUUUACAAUGGACUCUGCAGAAGAUGCUUCAGCUGUACUCCAUAAAAAGGAAAAUCACCCUGUUUAGCAAAUCUUGCAAAAGCUGAUUCAUUAUCAGUAAAUGUUUAAUUUUUAUUCCUAUUUGAUAUAGCAAUAUACCUAGGGCCACGUAAAAAUUUCUCAAGCGGAAAGGGGUUGCAAAUGGAAAAGUUUUACAAGCCCUGAUCUAGGGAGCUAACAACCACGGACUUGUUAUCAAUAAGCAGAAGCUGUGAUGGUAUUUCUGUGUUGUCUAAAAUGUUAAGAUACUGAUAUACAGUUGGCCCUCUACAUUUGCAAGUUUCACUUUGGGGGGAUCUCUGGUCCUCUAGCAUGAUUCUAUGGUCAACAUUUACUGGACGUUAGCCACAAAGUUAUCUGGAACACGUAGCGAGAACACUUCUCUGGGCACUUACAGGUCCUCCAGCAUGAUUUUCUGGUUCCGAAGAGGUUGCCCAUAGAGCUGUAUGGGAGGGCCUAGGGAUUUCUAGAGAAAUGUUAUCACAGGUUUUAAAAAACUGUAUUUUUAAUUUGCAUUUUUCCACUUUUGUGAAGCAGUCCUGUGCUCCCAACCGCAGCAAAUAUGGAGGGAUGGCUGUAGAGUACAACAUGUCUGUCCAUGGUUUCUCUUACCCACACUCUAAAUCAUAUCUUUUCCUGGAAGUGAUUGUGGACCUCUCUAGGUCCUUCAGUGUGAUUCUGUCCAGGCCAAGGAUAUACAAAAUAUAGGGUUCACUAUUAGCCACAAUUUUAGAUAUCUGCAGGGAUCUUGAGGUAUGUUCUUCAUGGAUAGGUAAAGGUAAAGGUUUUCUUCUGACAUUAAGUCUAGUGUCAAACUCUGGGGGUUGGUGCUCAUCUCCAUUUCUAAGCUGAAGAGCCAGAGUUGUCCGUAGACAAAGUCAUGUGGCCGGCAUGACUGCACGGAGUGCCCUUACCUUCCUUCUGGAGCGGUACCUAUUGAUCUAUUCACAUUUGCAUGUUUUCAAACUGCUAGGUUGGCAGAAGCUGGGGCUAACAGUGGGCGCUGACCCUGCUCCCCGGAUUUGAACCACCGACCUUUCAGUCAGCAAGUUCAACAGCUCAGUGGUUUAAUCCGCUGCGCGAUUGGUGGUUCCCUCUUCAUGGAGACAGGGGUCAUAUUUUACACAUGUUAUGGUCCCCAAUUCCAUGGGGAAUGCGUAAUCUCUAUUCAGUAUUAUCCACAAUGUUAGGAAUCCAAGGUGGGUUUUGGAAUGUAUGUCAAUGACUAUUAGAGUUCUAAUGUACACAAUAUGGUAUAAUCCUAUGCAUCUCUAUUCAAAAGUAAGUCCCAUAGUUUUAAGUAGGAUUUAGACCACACUAAGCAGGAGUGUCAAAGUCAUUUUCAUGGAGGGCCACAUCCGCCUUCAAAGGGCCAUUGAAUCAAUGGAUGGAGAACCCGUAGGUAUAGAAAACUAACUAUAAUUUUUUCACAUAGUGCUUGGUGCUUUUACCCAGUUUAGGUCUCCAGAUGUUAUUGAAUGACAACUCCCAUCACUUUAGAUUAUCUGCCAUGCAAACUGGGAAUAAUGGGAAUUGCAACCCAAUAGCACUUGGGGAAAAGUUAAGAGAUAUUUUAAAGUCAGGCAUCAUAUCUACAAGCCUUAUAUCUAAAUUCAUACCCUAAUCUGACUAAACAGAGCAAACUUCAGCCUUCCAGAUAUUAUUGCAUCACAACUCUCAGCAGCUGUAGUCCUCACAUCUAAUGAUAAGGAAUAAAGAAAUUGCAGAAGUUAGCUGCCAUUUCAUACAUACAUGCAAUGUCCGGAAAUGUAUUUAUUAGUUAUUUAUUUAGAGUAUUUAUACCCACCUCUUCGGCCCCAAAGGCUUUCAGGGCAGCUUAUGGGACAGAGAAGGAAAAGGGAAUGGCAGUAAGCAAGGGGAUGCAAAUGCACUAUAGAAUGAAUGCGGUUUGAUCCCUGUUUUAACUACCGUGGCACAAUACUAAAGGAAUUGUAGUUUUGCAAGGUCUUUAGCCUCCUUUGCCCAUGGGUCCUGUGCCUUGCUAAACUACAGUUCCCAGGUUUCCACAGCAUUGCUCCAUGGCAGUUCAAGUGGUGUCAAACUGUGCUCAUUCCACAGUGUAGACACACUAUUUUUUAUUUGAAAUCCACUCCUUUCAAGGAGGAGGCUGCUAUUUUGUCCUUUGCCUCAGGCAGCAAAAUGUUUAACUAGUUCUGCCAUAUGGCACUAUAAUAUCUGCAGAGAAAGUUCAUUUAAUUUUCUAGUAGGGUGAAAACGUCUAGGAUGUUAAACUGUACUUUCUAUAACUCCCUUGCCACUUUUUGGGGUGCAAGUGGAUAAGGUCUGUAAUAAUAAACGAUGACUUGUAUAUAUGUGUGUGUAGGUUUAUUUAAAACUAGGAAUGAUUCUCUCUCCAUUCUUAGACUUCAGCUGCUCUUCCAACAGUAUUUUAUUUUUGUAUUAGUUUUGCCUUCCAAGACAUGAGGACUAGCCCUGUUACGAGGCUUGGUUGCAUCUACAUUGUAGAAUUAAUACAGUUUGACACCAUGGUUCCAAUGCUAUGGAAUGAUGGGAACUGUAGUUUUGCAAAUUCUUUGGUCUUUUCUGCCAAGGAGUGCUGGUACACCACCAAACUCCAGUUCCCAGGAUUCCAUAGAAUUGAGUCAUAGUGGUAAAGUGGUGUCAAGCUACAUUAAUUUAGCACUGCUGAUGCAGAGUGGGGCAACUGACAGAACGGAUAUUAGGUUGCUUUGAGUUUUCCAGGCUGUAUGGCUGUGUUCCAGAAGCAUUCUUUCCUGAUGUUUCGCCCACAUCUAUGGCAGGCAUCCUCACAAACUCUGAGGAUGCAUGCCAUAGAUGUAGGUGAAAUGUCAGGAGAGAAUGCUUCUGGAACAUGACAAUAAUAAUAAUAAUAAUAAUAAUAAUAAUAAUAAUAAUUAUUAUUAUUAUUAUUAUUAUUAUUAUUAUUAUUUUAUUCUUAUACCCCGCCCCAUCUCCCCAAAGGGACUCGGGGCGGCUUACACGGGGCCAUGCCCAAACACAACAGUAUAAUAACAACAGCAAGACAAUAAAACAAAUUACUCAACAAUAACACAUCAGCAUCAAUAAAACAGUCAUAAAAGGUCAACAUACAAAUUAAAAUGUUAAAAAACAGGAGAUGAAUACACGGAUCUGGGCCAAAGUGCAGAAUAUUUCAGACAGCCGGAAAACUCACAGCAACCCAGUGAUUCCAGCCAUGAAAGCCUUCAACAACAGAAUAGAUCUUGAGUUAUGUAUCCCACCAUUUGUCAUCUGUCUUCUUCCCUCCAGAUCCUCAUGUGUUUUAAAGAAAAAGUUCGUAUUCGCAAUCCUUCAAACAUAGGAGCUCCAGCUUCAUCUGUAGUCAGGGAUUCUGGGACCUGCAGUCCAAAAACACUUGGAGGACCCAAGUUUGAAAUCCACUCUAAUGGAAGACAGUGUCCUUUUGAAAUAAAAUCCAACAGCCAGUCUAGUUGGCGUUUGUAACAUAGAAGCAAGUAGCGGAUGGAAAUAGGAACCAAUGUAUACUUUGCCUCGGGCAGCCAAAUGUUUUGGGUUAGCCCUGAAUGUAAAUUUGUAAUUAAAAAAAUCUAACAAAAGCUUAUUAUUAUUGGUGUUGUUCUGGCUAGCUAACAAAAUCUUGCACACAGUAUAAGGCACAAAGGUGUUUAUAUUGGAUAAGUGAGACUCUACUGUAUCUUUAUUCAGGUUCAAGAGUCUAUAUAUAUAAAAGGUUAAUGAAAUUUCGGCCUAGGACAAAACAACAAAACUGCACAUCCCAUAAACACUAAACUUGGCAGCACAACCCCUCAUCCAUGCCUCUACGUUCAUACAACAAAAAGAAAAGAAAAAUAAAGUCUUAAUUAGAGGGAGAGGAAUAAUUGUUUUUAUCCAAUUGCUGCCAGUUAGAAGGCUAAGCUCCGCCCACUUGGUCUCCUAGCAACCCACUCAGCCCAGGAGACAGGCAGAGUUAGGCCUCACUUAGGCCUCUUCCACACUGCCUAUAAAAUACAGAUUAUCUGAUUUUAACUGGAUUAUAUGGCAGUGUAGACUCAAGGCCCUCCCACACAGCUAUAUAACCCAUUUAUAAUGGACUUAAUGUCAGGGGAAAAGCUUUACCCUUUACCUUAACUACCACCAAUUCCUCAAUACUUUAUUUCCCAUACUACCAUACUUCACCACAGCAAUGCGUGUCCGGGCACAGCUAGUUCACAUAUAUAGGGCAACAAUAUGUAACAGUCCUUUUAAAUAUGCCUCAUCUCUUCUUCAAAUAGUCAAACUUUGGAGAGCAUGACAGCCAUUACAUUCCUGACCAAAAAUUCCUGUCAGCUUCUUUUCUCCACUCUCCAGAAGAAGCAAAAUAUGAACUGUUAAUGUCAGUUAGAAAAACCGUUGGUUUGCCUCUGCUAAGCCAGAGGCAGCAACCAAUCAGAAUGCUGGCUGGGUGAGCCAAGCAGCUGUCGCCAUAGCAACCCUUUCCGGUGAACUCAUCGCAAUAUGGAGUCUUUAUUUCAUAUUCCCUCACAAUUUGUAUUACUCAUUAUUGCACUGAGAUAUCAGCUGUUGUAUUGGGAAUCACUGGGUAAAUUCUUGGUCCUGUUGUCGACCGCGUUUUAGGGGAUCGGGCCCUUAAGGAGAGACCCGACCCGGUCCUGAGGGAACGGACCUUGGCGAAGCCAAAAGGAGAAUAUAAGCCGCAAUACAACCUGAAGCCGAAAUGAAGAAGGUCCGCCAAAGUUGAAGGAAAAUCCGCCAAGGAGUCUUUAUUGAGCGAUUCAGCUGAAAAGGACACUAGUAGCGAUCAUUCAGUCUACUAGCGUACCAUAUAUCCAAAAUAAAGCCAUAUUUAUACAAUG
Molecule: messenger RNA, 9514 nt
Organism: Anolis carolinensis (green anole)
Lineage: Eukaryota; Metazoa; Chordata; Lepidosauria; Squamata; Anolidae
Exons: 8
Coding region: 875-4444 (1189 amino acids)
Biological process (GO): regulation of transcription by RNA polymerase II
Molecular function (GO): DNA-binding transcription factor activity, RNA polymerase II-specific; RNA polymerase II cis-regulatory region sequence-specific DNA binding
Source: RefSeq, a predicted model, not a curated record